AUGGAGCAACUGCAAGACCAAAUCCGCCAUUUACACGCCUUAAGUGUGGCACAUGGGCGGGAUCAGCAGGCUGCGUUGCAUGCACUGGACGUGGAGCAAAACGCAGUGGACGAGGCGCUGGCGCGCAUCGAGAUGGACGCACUGCCGGUGCCGGCCCAAGGCGAGGGCAUGCUUUUGCGCAGCGAGGCACAUGUGCGGUACAGCCUGUCGAAUGUAUGUGCUUCGCUUUCCACUAUACCACUACUUGCCGUGCACGCCAUGGAGCGUAGACGCACACGUGCAUUGCUUUCUGCGCCGCACUGGAGUGCCCAGGACGUGGAAAACCUGCGCAUUGCCGUCGAGUGCGAGCGGACACGCGCCGAAACGCUGCGCCAAUCGCCGGCACUUGAUUGGGAUGCCGUUUCCACGCACGUACCGCACCACACCGCAAGCGACUGCCGCACGCGAUGGACAUUUCACGAGCAGCCCAGCCUGAACCACGCACGUUGGAGCGGCACGGAGAAAAAAGCGUUGUUGGCGCACGCAGCGCCGGAGGACCCUGGCUUUUCCUGGGUGGGUGCCGCAUCGGUGCUCCAUACGGGACGCACAGGCUACAGCGCGCUGGAAACGUACCAGCGUAAUACAAAGCCGACCGUGGCAUGGUCGCCAUCGUUGGACGAUGCACUGCUUGCCACUGCGAAACAAGUCGGUCCCGAUUGGCGUAACGUCGCGCGAAGCAUGGGCUUUCCCGUUUCGUAUGCCUCCGUGUGCCACCAGCGGCACAGCAAGCUCAAAGCGUCUGGACUCGUGUUGGGCCGCUGGGGCUCCACGGAAGACGCAGCGCUGCGCGCCGCUGUUGCUGCGCACGGCACGGAUUGGAAGCGUGUGGAGAUCGAGGUGCCUGGACGGAGCGGGCAGCAAUGCAGAGAGCGGUGGGUGGGCCGCCUGGCAAACAUUCCCGAAGGCGAAACGCAAGCGACGCGGCGUGCUUGGCUGCCGGAAGAAGAUGCGCGGCUGCGCGCUUGUGUACAUAGGUGCAAAACGUGGGUCGAAGUGGCCCGGUACGUCGGGAAGCGGUCGGACAAGAUGGUGCGCUACAAAGCCACUGACAUUAGGUACGCGAGCGAUGGCUGCUAUUGA
Molecule: messenger RNA, 1119 nt
Organism: Malassezia vespertilionis
Lineage: Eukaryota; Fungi; Basidiomycota; Malasseziomycetes; Malasseziales; Malasseziaceae
Exons: 2
Coding region: 1-1119 (372 amino acids)
Source: RefSeq, a predicted model, not a curated record